This is a messenger RNA of Pongo pygmaeus (Bornean orangutan), 950 nucleotides long. RefSeq names its product CD164 molecule like 2 (gene CD164L2). The coding region runs from base 100 to 624 and encodes 174 amino acids. The record is from RefSeq and is a predicted model, not a curated record. Lineage: Eukaryota; Metazoa; Chordata; Mammalia; Primates; Hominidae. The transcript has 6 exons. Gene Ontology annotation, cellular component: cytoplasmic vesicle.
GGUUGUCCAGGUCUCGCUCCGCACAGGCUCAGCGGAGCCCAGUCUGGGAGGGACGCGCCUGGCCGCUGUCCACCGCCCCCGACCCCCGCCCCCGAGCCCAUGGAGGCGCCGGGACCCCGCGCCUUGCGGACUGCGCUCUGUGGCGGCUGUUGCUGCCUCCUCCUGUGUGCCCAGCUGGCUGUGGCUGGUAAAGGAGCUCGAGGCUUUGGGCGGGGAGCCCUGAUCCGCCUGAAUAUCUGGCCGGCGGUCCAAGGGGCCUGCAAACAGCUGGAGGUCUGUGAGCACUGCGUGGAGGGAGACAGAGCGCGCAAUCUCUCCGGCUGCGUGUGGGAGCAGUGCCGGCCAGAGGAGCCAGGACACUGUGUGGCCCAAGCUGAGGUGGUCAAGGAAGGUUGCUCCAUCUACAACCGCUCAGAGGCAUGUCCAGCUGCUCACCACCACCCCACCUAUGAACCGAAGACAGUCACAACAGGGAGCCCUCCAGUCCCUGAGGUCCACAGCCCUGGAUUUGACGGGGCCAGCUUUAUCGGAGGUGUCGUGCUGGUGUUGAGCCUACAGGCGGUGGCUUUCUUUGUGCUGCGCUUCCUCAAGGCCAAGGACAGCACCUACCAGACACUAAUCUGACCCCUUUGGGCCUGGACUCCAUCCUGAGGGGAAAGGAGGAUGCAGAGGCUGGCCUCUGGGCACCCUUGUGGGUAAGCGGGGGGCGGGGGCGGGAAAAACUCUGGCCGCCAGUUUUUGGCUCCUGCGGGCACCAAGCAGGCUCAGUGUCUGAUGCCUGACAUCUCCUCCUGUCCUGGUCCUGGAACCUGCAGCUGAGAGCAUCCCUCAACCGCCUCGUCUCCUCCAUCGCCCCUGCUGGGCCCCCCAGCCUGACACUGGGUUGUGUCCCUUCCUCUUCCCACCAACUGGCCUGGGCACUGCCCCCAAAUAAAGGAACUCUGCACUGC